AUGAGCGUGGUCCGUGUCCAGCCCCAGUCCCAGGUCUUCAGGGACGACGCAGCCCAGUGGUCCACUGGUCUGUGCUUCUGCUGCAGAGACUGUGGCCAGUGUUGCUGGUCUCUCUGGUGCUUUCCUUGUAUCUCCUGUUGGACCGUGAGGCGUAUGGAACAGUGUCUCUGUCUCCCCCUGCUGGACACUUUCUCUGCCUGCUGCUGCAUCCACCCCAUCGCCAUGACGACCCGAGCCACCACCAGGGAGCGCUACGGAAUCCAGGGCUCGUUCUGUGGGGACUGCCUGCUCUCCACCUGCUGCUGCUGCUGUGUUUACUGUCAGCUCUACAGAGAGCUGGAUCAUCGGCAGUUACCCAGCAUGCUCAGCGACAUCGUGCAGAGGAAGUGA
This is a messenger RNA of Knipowitschia caucasica, 390 nucleotides long. Lineage: Eukaryota; Metazoa; Chordata; Actinopteri; Gobiiformes; Gobiidae. The record is from the annotation of a GenBank genome assembly.